GACACCAGCAGAGGUAUCUCUUAAACACUGGGGACAGAAGUGAGGCGGUUCCCGCAAUCCCUGCGCCCUCUCCCCGCCCCCGAUCCAGGUGCAGCCUCAGGGAAGAAAGGAGGUGAGGGAUGAUAGAUUCAGCAGCAUCUGAGAUGAGGCAGUUUCACCCCUGGCUGCUUGAUAACGGAUUCUUCUGACCAUGCUGGACAGUUUCCAUCUCUGCAAGCUUUCCCCAUAGACAUGGGGUAUCUGUUGUUCAACGCCAACCAGGCAGAGACUCUGUGAUGUGUGAAUUGUGAACUUACCUCUAGGAAAAACACUUCUCAAGAAUUAGUUUGGAUCAGUGCUAUGAUGGAGGAGCCCAUGCCUGUGGAGGAAAAAAGUCAGCCACCAAGUCCUCAUCAUGGCUCCCUCAGGAAGGUAAUGGCUGCUGCCUUGGCCCUAGAUGGAGAAGCCACAAUGGGUCGAAGGAAAAAGAAAAAGAAGGAAUCUCGGCCAGAGUCUAUUAUUGUCUAUCGGUUAGAAAAUGAAAAAGCAGAGGAGGAACAGGAAGAAUAUGAAGAAGGAGACCGUUCCGUGGAGGAGGAAGGGGACAAGUUUCUUGGUCACCCUAUGGCUGAGGGUUUGUGGAACAUACCCCAGGACAGCCGCUAUGUCACAUUAACAGGCACCAUCACUCGGGGUAAGAAAAAGGGUCAGAUGGUAGACAUCCAUGUUACUUUAACAGAGAAGGAGCUACAGGAAUUGACCAAGUCGAAAGAAUUAGCAAACGAUGCUACCCCAGAGGGAAAGAAAACCUGCCAAAUUGGAGCAGACCGCGGUCCUCAUGUGGUCCUGUGGACAGUGGUCUGCCUGCCAGUGAUUUUUGUCCUUUCUUUCAUUGUUUCUUUCUACUAUGGAACCAUCACUUGGUACAACAUUUUCCUGGUAUACAAUGAGGAGAGGACCUUUUGGCACAAGAUCUCCUGCUGCCCCUGCCUCAUCCUUUUUUAUCCAGUCCUCAUCAUGGCUGUGGCUUCCUCUCUGGGUCUCUAUGCUGCUGUGGUCCAGCUCUCGUGGUCUUGGGGAGCAUGGUGGCUGGCUGCCCGGGACAUGGAGAAGGGUUUCUGUGGCUGGCUCUGUAGCAAGCUUGGCUUGGAAGACUGCUCACCCUACAGUAUUGUUGAACUGCUGGAGUCUGAUAACAUUUCUGGCAGCCUCUCCACCAAGGAUGCUACUCAGGGGGAAGAAACCUCUGCUGUCUAACUGCCCCAUUUUUUCCUCUACACCAAACCCCAGCUUUCCAGAGUGGACCAACAGUAUGACUCUUUAUGGGCCAUUUCAAAGUUGUAAAGAGUACAUGGGAACAAUACUGGACCAAUGAUACCUUCCUUAUUCUUCUCAGUAAACUUAGCUUUCCCUAGACAUUAUUUCUAAUAUCUGUCAACCUGCCUGUUUUGGUGGUUCAGUCUGGAAUACCACGGUGACAAGGAUAGACAGAGAUGGAGUGAAUGCCUGGGUGGGGAAACAGUGUGUCUCUCUUCCCUGUCCAAGUGAUAGAGAGGAUGGUAGAGAGGAGGAUGAUCACAAUAACUUUCUGAUAGCAGCCCCUCAUUUGGUUAGGUUUCUCAGCUCCAUAUACUAUGUAACUCAGGAGACUCUGUAGGGAAAGGGGACAAAAGGAGACCAAAUUCAUUAAGAAAAUUGGAGUAGGGGGGGCAGCAAGAAGGCACAGUGGACAGCACACCAGCUCUGAAGUCAGGAGGAACUGAGUUCAAAUCUGGUCUCAGACACUUAACAUUCCUUAGCUGUGUGACCCUGGGCAAGUCACUUAACCCCAAUUGCCAAAUAAAAAAAAUUGUAGUGGGAAGUGAAAUUAAAGAUCAUUUAGGAGAGCAAAAACAAUCACACUUGACAGACAAUACAACAGCAAAUAGCUUGAAAUAUAAAGUUACUAUCCUAGGACUUUGAGAGUUUAGCCCCAGAGGGUGAUAAUUUUGAUUUUUCUUUAAGCUGCAUAUUACAGAAAGGGGGACUAGAGAAAUAGCAGUGUACACUUUGUAAAUAGAGAUAUAGAAUAUAAUUUUGCAGGGGAGAGGGGAGGGUGGGAAAGCACUUGUGUAAUUAGCAGCAUAGCUCUCUUAGUGUAAAGGUUAGCACUAAAUAUAGUAAAAAAUAGUAAAAUGGUCCACCUUUCCCUUUCUCUUACCUAUAGAUUUUUUUUAUUUUUAAAUCUUAUCCCUAAAAAGGAGGUAAAGGUUAAAAUUGCCAAUUUCUGUUUGCAGUGGCUCAGCCUUCUUUGAUAUCCCUGUUCCCAGUCCACUUGGGAUAGCAAUAUAAUGAAGCUAGAGCCUAACUUAGGGCAUAUCAGCCCAACUUCUGGUGCUGUACCCCACACCCAAGGAGGACUGCAAUGUGAUGGGGAUUUAGGAUUUUUUUUAAGUUUUAAUUUUAGCUGUACAUUUCUGAAGAGCAAAGAUGAUAACACUGGUGCUUUAGUGUUUUUUUUUUUUUUUUGCAGAAUUUGGUAUGUUGGUGUAAUAGAGACAAAACAAUAAAAAUAUUAAUAAUUUAAACAUUCAGACUUUUGUGUUUUCAAUGCUAAGAGACUAGGUCUUAAAUUCUGAGGUCC
Molecule: messenger RNA, 2602 nt
Organism: Sarcophilus harrisii (Tasmanian devil)
Lineage: Eukaryota; Metazoa; Chordata; Mammalia; Dasyuromorphia; Dasyuridae
Gene: TMEM169
Product: transmembrane protein 169
Exons: 4
Coding region: 340-1236 (298 amino acids)
Source: RefSeq, a predicted model, not a curated record